AUGUGCAAGCGAACAAAAUCAGGGGGUGGUCACAGUGCCGAUGAUCUGCGGAACCUUUAUUCGGAGGUUCUACAGGCCGACCGUGAGCUCAAGCAGCUGGUUGACGAAAUGCCGCGCUUCUUCAGACUCAAAGAAAAUCAUGAUGAUGAAACCGCGAGAAAUAUCGUCCAGCAAAAUCGCAUUCUCUCUAUAUCCAUCGCACACAAGAUUUCUUGCCUUCCACUCAUGCGUCGUUGCCUUAUGGACUUCCUUUCGCUCCCCGAUAAUCCUGACACAUAUAUCGUUAGCAAUCUAUGGACCGUGAAUGCACAGGUCUUGACAGCAGCGGUUUGGCUGCUAUUUGAACUGAUAUUUUCAAAGGACGAGAAUGAGCAAAUUUUUGAAACGCAUGAAAUUCGAGAUUUGGCUUUGCGGAGCUUGCAGUUCUUGGAAGUUAACCAAAGCAAAAGCACUAUUGCCAAAAGAGGGGUCGGGCUCAUUGAAAGUUUACUGGAUAAUGAGCAAGCCAUCAAGUCAGGUACUAGAAAACAAUUCUCCUUGAAAGAUAUAAUAUCUCGAGUAGAAGUUGAUGAUUCGGACUCGGGACCGAAUGUGGCUAUGGAGCUUUCAUCUGAUCCAUGUCUUUCGCAUAUGUCAGAUCUUCUUUUGGGAGAUAACAUGGCCUGGGAAGACAUCUUCAGUGUAUUUGACAUGUGA
This is a messenger RNA of Penicillium cosmopolitanum, 696 nucleotides long. Its product is annotated as C6 transcription factor. The transcript has 2 exons. NCBI's taxonomy places the organism in Eukaryota, Fungi, Ascomycota, Eurotiomycetes, Eurotiales, Aspergillaceae. The coding region runs from base 1 to 696 and encodes 231 amino acids. The record is from RefSeq and is a predicted model, not a curated record.